AUGUCCGAACUCAAUGUGGUGUUAUGCAGGUACCCGGUAAUACAGCCAGACACGAAGCACACCAAGCUUAAGGUGUCCCAGGAGGGUCUGAACGUGAUACGAAGCAUCAAGAAUCCGAUCGCCAUUGUAGCGGUGAUUGGACCAUACCGAUCAGGCAAAUCGUUUCUGCUCAACCAACUGCUUACACUCACGUGCGAUGAAGGGUUCGGGGUGGGUCAUGCACGCGACACCAAGACCAAAGGCAUAUGGGUGUGGGGCGACCCCAUGGAGAUGCAGGUGAACGGGCAGACCACGUCGGUGCUCUUCCUGGACACCGAGGGCUUUGAGAGCGUCGGCAAGUCGUCCGUGUAUGAUGACAGAAUAUUCGCCCUGGCCACGGUGCUCAGCUCAGUGCUCAUAUACAACCUUGCAGAGACGGUGAAGGAGGCGGAUAUAGCCAAGCUGUCCUUUGCUGUUGAACUCGCAGAGGAGUUUUACGGCAGAGUAAAGGGUCGAGAUGAGGUGUUCACACCAGCGAAGCUCCUAUGGCUCAUCCAACGAGACUUCCUAGAGGGCAAGACAGUGCAGGAGAUGGUGCGAGGGGCACUGCAACCCGUGCCAAACCCAGAGGGGGACAAGGACGUGGAGCAGGUGAACCUAAUCCGCCAGUCACUCAACCUCAUGGCCGCCAACAGCACCGCGUUUGGGCUGACUCAGCCGCACCUCGCAAGAACACAUCUGUGUGAGCUAUCAGAUGAGGAGCUAGACCCCAAGUACGUGCGCCAGCGCAACCAGCUGCGGCAGCUGGUGGCGUCGCUGGUGCAGCCCAAGAUCGUUUCAGGCAGGCCGGUCACCGGGGAGGAGUUUGCAGAUCUCCUGGAAAAGACUCUGAACGCCCUCAACAAGGGCCACAUUCCAACAGCCGGCUCAGUCGUCGAUGCAUUCAACCGCGCAGUGCAAGACAAGUGCCUCGUGCUCUACCACGACGCCAUGAGCCGCCUGCUGCCCUUCCUGCCAGCAGAGGAGGCGACGCUUGUAGCAGCUCAUCGCAACGCCAGUGGCGACGCCGUGGCGGCGUUUGAGAGGGAGCGGUUUGGCGGGAAGAGCGUGGAGGAUGCUGUUCGGCCCCUGAAGGACGAGCUGCGCGAGGAGCUGGUGAAGCUGAAGCGGGAGAACGAGUUUGCGUCAGCCAAGGCGUGUGAGGGCGCGCACAGGGGGUGUGAGGAGGAGUUAGACGCUCUAGCCAACAUGCGCCUGCCCUCGGUGGCCAAGUUUGAUGCGCGCCUGGAAGCAUGCAACCACACUGUCGAACAUGCUUGCCGCGGCCCGAGUAAAUCCGCCUACCGAGACCGGUUGAAGAAGACCUGGACUCGGGAGCGGUCCCAGUUCCUAAAGGAGUACAACCAGCGGCUCUUCAACUGGCUGGUCAUCGGCUCGCUCGUGCUCGUAGUCAUCGGCCGCUUCGUGGUGAAGUGGGUCGUCGUGGAGGUGCUCGCCUGGGCGCUCUUUGUGUUCCUGGAGACCUACACGCGCAUCUUCUGGUCCUUUGACUCACUCUACCUCAACCCCGCCUGGCGCACCUUUGUCAACGUCUGGGAGGCCGUCGUAUACAACCCCUUUAUCGACCUCGAUUUGUGGUCUGUGCCGCUGCUGUGGGUGUUGCUCAUCCUCGUCAUCAUGUGCCGCUGCUACCGCUGUCGCAAGCGACCGCACACUCCGCUCCUUCCCACACACCACGACACCUUGCACACGCGUAGAUCAGAGUAA
Molecule: messenger RNA, 1746 nt
Organism: Closterium sp. Naga37s-1
Lineage: Eukaryota; Viridiplantae; Streptophyta; Zygnematophyceae; Desmidiales; Closteriaceae
Source: the annotation of a GenBank genome assembly